Molecule: messenger RNA, 2681 nt
Organism: Acinonyx jubatus (cheetah)
Lineage: Eukaryota; Metazoa; Chordata; Mammalia; Carnivora; Felidae
Gene: UROC1
Product: urocanate hydratase 1
Exons: 20
Coding region: 68-2098 (676 amino acids)
Biological process (GO): L-histidine catabolic process
Molecular function (GO): urocanate hydratase activity
Source: RefSeq, a predicted model, not a curated record
GCCAUGACUGCCCAGUGUCUCCCUGGCCUCCCCACAGAGCUGGCCUCCGUCUCAGUCUCAGCCAAACAUGUCCAGCCUCCAGGUGCUAUGCUCUGGCCUGCCACUGCGGCCCCUCCCGGAAAACCGGGGACGCUGGGCUGGGGUGCCCCACGCACCCGUCAGGACCCCCGGCCUUAGCCCUGCGGAGGAGCAGCUCGCACUGAAGAAUGCCCUGCGCUACUUCCCCCCGGACGUCCAGGAGCUGCUGGCCCCUGAGUUUGCCCAGGAGCUGCGACUGUACGGGCAUAUCUACAUGUACCGGUUCUGCCCCGACAUUAAAAUGAGGGCCUACCCAAUCGAGCAGUACCCCUGCCGGACGAGGGCCGCUGCAGCCAUCAUGCACAUGAUCAUGAACAACCUGGACCCUGCCGUAGCCCAGUUUCCCCAGGAGCUCGUGACCUAUGGAGGAAAUGGGCAGGUGUUCAGCAACUGGGCUCAGUUCUGGCUGACGAUGUCCUACCUGUCACAGAUGACAGAGGAGCAGACCCUGGUCAUGUAUAGCGGACACCCUCUGGGCCUCUUCCCAAGCAGCCCCGGGGCCCCCAGGCUGGUCAUCACCAACGGGAUGGUCAUUCCCAACUACUCCUCCCGGACAGAGUAUGAGAAGCUCUUUGCUAUGGGAGUUACAAUGUACGGCCAGAUGACAGCAGGCAGCUACUGCUACAUCGGUCCCCAAGGCAUCGUCCAUGGCACAGUGCUCACCGUGUUGAAUGCCGGGCGACGGUACCUGGGGGUCAAGGACCUGGCUGGGAAGGUCUUUGUCACCUCUGGGCUGGGCGGAAUGAGUGGCGCUCAGGCCAAAGCCGCGGUCAUCGUGGGGUGCAUCGGCGUGAUAGCAGAGGUGGAUAAAGCCGCCCUCAUGAAACGCCACCAGCAAGGAUGGCUGAUGGAAGUGACCGACAGCUUGGACCACUGCAUUGAAAGACUCAGGGAAGCAAGGAAAAGGAAGGAGGUACUCAGCCUUGGUUACCAUGGCAAUGUAGUAGAUCUUUGGGAGCGGCUGGUCCAUGAGUUGGACACGACGGGGGAGCUCUUGGUGGACCUGGGGUCAGACCAGACGUCCUGCCACAACCCGUUCAAUGGCGGUUACUACCCUGUGCAGCUGGGCUUUGCAGAGGCGCAGAGCCUCAUGGCCUCCGACCCGGCUGCAUUCAAGAGCCUGGUCCAGGAAAGCCUGAGGAGGCAAGUCUCGGCCAUCAACCGACUGGCCAAAGAGAACUUCUUCUUUUGGGACUAUGGCAAUGCCUUCCUGUUGGAGGCCCAGAGAGCAGGAGCUGACGUGGAGAAGAAAGGCGCCAACAAGACAGAAUUCCGCUACCCUUCGUACGUCCAGCACAUCAUGGGAGACAUAUUCUCCCAGGGAUUCGGGCCUUUCCGCUGGGUAUGCACGUCAGGGGACCCCCAGGACCUGGCGGUCACGGAUGAGCUGGCCACGUCUGUGCUGGAGGAAGCAAUUGCUGACGGAGUGAACCCGGCUGUGAAGCUACAGUAUGUGGACAACAUCCGCUGGAUCCGGGAGGCCGCCAGGCACCGGCUGGUGGUGGGCUCCCAGGCGAGGAUCCUGUACUCAGACCAGAAGGGCCGUGUGGCCAUUGCUGUGGCCUUCAACCAAGCCAUCGCCCGUGGGAAGAUCAAGGCACCGGUGGUCCUGAGCCGGGACCACCAUGACGUGAGUGGCACAGACAGUCCCUUUAGGGAGACCUCCAAUAUUUACGAUGGUUCUGCCUUCUGUGCAGACAUGGCUGUGCAGAACUUCGUGGGAGAUGCCUUUCGAGGUGCCACCUGGGUCGCUCUUCAUAACGGCGGGGGUGUCGGCUGGGGUGAAGUGAUCAAUGGAGGAUUUGGCCUCGUGCUGGACGGGACCCAGGAGGCUGAGCAGAAGGCCAGGAUGAUGCUCAGCUGGGACGUGUCCAAUGGGGUGGCUCGGCGCUGCUGGUCUGGGAACCGAAAGGCCUACGAGAUCAUCUGCCAGACGAUGCAGGACAACAAGGGCUUGGUGGUGACACUCCCACAGGAGGUGGCAGAUGAGCGCAUGCUCCAGCAGGCCCUGCGGCUGUGAGGGGAGCCCAGGAGCCGGCUGCGGUCCCCUCGCAUGCUUAGUCCCUGUCCUCACCCUCACAGCCACACUGCACCUUUCAGCACACCCCUUUGUCUCCUGGGGUAGGAGUUUCACACACAAGCCCUCAUCUGGGGAUGUGCCACUACCACCCCCAUUUUACGGAUGAGCCAGCCAAGCCAGGAGAGAUGGGGCCAUUUGUCCCUGACUGCUGGGAACCCUGGGCGGGGGGCAACCACCCUUGUCCAGGGCCAAAUCCCCUAGCCUACCACAGAGGAGCCUGGACUCCAGGAGCUUUUGGAGGGCGUGCAUGCCAUGGAUACUGGGCACCAACAAGUCCCUUCAAAGCCCCUGCCGGUCCUUCUCCUGCAAAGGGGGCAGCGUUUCCUUUGUCCUGUUUUACGAAUCAUGCUGCCUCCUGUCCACCCAUCCACACAGCUGUCCUUCCAUCUGCUGGCCCGUCCAGGUGUCUGUGAUGUAUGUUCUGCACCUCAGUGCCCCCAGCUGUGGGACCCAAGGAGCACGGCCAGGCCCGGGGCUUGGAGGGUCCGGGAAGGAAAGCAGGGAAAUAAAGGAUUAACUAGAA